This is a messenger RNA of Sclerotinia sclerotiorum 1980 UF-70, 186 nucleotides long. RefSeq lists its product with no specific name. The record is from RefSeq and is a predicted model, not a curated record. Lineage: Eukaryota; Fungi; Ascomycota; Leotiomycetes; Helotiales; Sclerotiniaceae. The transcript is spliced from 2 exons. Bases 1 to 186 code for a protein of 61 amino acids.
AUGCUUAACGAAGUUCAUUGGAAUGAAGUCGUAAACCGUUCUUUUUGUGUCACUGGAAUCAAGCUUAACCUGUGCCAAGACCUUCGUUCCCGCAUUUCCGAGCCCAAUGCCAGCUUCACUAUGCAAGACGAAGACUAUUUGCACUUUAUGAGACCAAGAGACAUUAUCGAUACCAUGUGGUCUUAA